Microdochium trichocladiopsis is the source of this 1141-nucleotide messenger RNA. Its product is annotated as beta-lactamase-like protein. The transcript has a single exon. Bases 277 to 1116 code for a protein of 279 amino acids. The record is from RefSeq and is a predicted model, not a curated record. NCBI's taxonomy places the organism in Eukaryota, Fungi, Ascomycota, Sordariomycetes, Xylariales, Microdochiaceae.
GAUGUUAAAGCCGGCCUGCUCGCUGCUUUGACUUGCCGUGCUCCUGCCACCUCUGCCCGCUCCUGCCUCCCAACAAAAACAUCAACAACUACAUCAUCACCACUUGCCUCCAGGCUUGCCCUGUCGUGCCAGCGCCGCCAGCCACUGUCCACCUCCGCCAGACGCCCAACAGCAUCGCCAACACCAACGUCGUCACCACUACUUGCUGCUGCAUCUACCAUAAAACAACCAGCAACCACACCACGACAGCUACUGCACACCACCACAGGCCUCGCCAUGUCCUCCAAGCUCAUCCCCAGCGACCCUGACGAGGUCAUGGUCAUCCGCAACAUCACCCCAAAUAUUGUCACCCUCUCCGUCCCCUUCUCCCGCUUCGGCGUCGUCCACGUCGGCGGCCGCGCCACCAUCAUUCGCAUGACCACCGGCAACCUCGCCGUCUUCAGCCCCGUCGCCCUCACCCACUCCGUCAAGGCCAAGCUCGCCGAGCUCGGCGGCACCGUCGACUACCUCGUCGCCGGCGACAUUGAGCACCACAUCUUCCUCUCCGAGUGGAAGCGCGAGUUCCCCGCCGCAAAGGUCAUCGGCCCGGAGGGCCUGCCCGAGAAGCGCGCAAAGGUUCACAACGACGACAAGAUCACCCCGAUAGACUUCCACCACGUCCUGACCGACGAGAACCACGACGGCCGCGGGCUCGACCAAGACUUCCUCGCAGACUUUGACGUCGAGUACGUCGGCGCCCACGCCAACAAGGAGGUCGUCCUGCACCACAAGCCCGACCGCGUCCUCAUCCAGGCCGACCUCUUCUUCAACCUCCCCGCCGUGGAGCAGUACUCGCGCGUCCCCGCCGCCCAGAGGCAGGACGGCGGCGUCGUGCACGGCCUGCUCAACCGCUUCUUCCAGAGCUUCCAGAGCACCCAGGGCGAGGCAAAGGGCAACAAGCGCUUCCAGUGGUACGUCCUAUCCGCCGGCAACCGCCAAAAGUACAACGAGAGCGUCAGGAGGAUACACGCCUGGGACUUUGACACGGUCAUCCCCUGCCACGGCGAGACCAUGGAGAAGAAUGGCAAGGAGAUCUUCAACAAGGUGUUCCAGUGGCAUAUCCAGGGUUCCAAAUAAGCGCCCCCCCCCCCCCCCACGCCCC